This is a messenger RNA of Capronia epimyces CBS 606.96, 1038 nucleotides long. Its product is annotated as glutamine synthetase. Bases 1 to 1038 code for a protein of 345 amino acids. The record is from RefSeq and is a predicted model, not a curated record. The transcript has 4 exons. Gene Ontology annotation, cellular component: cytoplasm. Gene Ontology annotation, molecular function: glutamine synthetase activity. NCBI's taxonomy places the organism in Eukaryota, Fungi, Ascomycota, Eurotiomycetes, Chaetothyriales, Herpotrichiellaceae.
AUGAAAUUGGACCAAAAGGGCAAGGUUCUGGCCGAGUACAUCUGGAUUGAUGGCACCAACUCUCUGCGCAACAAGACCAAGACCCUGGACAAGGCUCCCAAGAGCGUCGAUGACCUUCCCGAAUGGAACUUUGACGGUUCAUCCACGGCCCAAGCGCCGGGCAACAAUUCCGAUGUCUACAUCCGACCGGUGGCAAUGUUCCCCGACCCCAUUCGGCUGGGCGACAACGUUCUCGUCAUGUGCGAGACCUGGGAUCCCGAUGGCACCCCGAACAAGUUCAACUACCGACAUGAAGCUGCCAGAUUGAUGGAAGCCAAUGCAAGCCAUGAAAUCUGGUUCGGACUAGAACAGGAGUACACGCUUUUGGGGCCGGAUGGCUGGCCGUAUGGUUGGCCAAAGGGUGGUUAUCCUGGCCCACAAGGACCUUAUUACUGCGGUGUCGGUACCAACCGUGUCUUCUGCCGUGACAUUGUUGAGGCCCACCACAAGGCUUGCAUGUACGCUGGUAUUGACAUUUCCGGCACCAACGCCGAGGUCAUGCCUGCUCAGUGGGAAUAUCAAGUUGGCCCUGUUGAGGGCAUCGCAUUGGGCGAUCAACUCUGGGUGUCCAGAUGGCUCCUGCACCGUGUCGCCGAAGAAUUCGGCGCUGUCGUCACCUUCAACCCCAAACCGAUCCCGGGUGACUGGAACGGCGCCGGCCUCCACACCAAUGUGUCAUCCAAGGAGAUGCGCGAGGAGGGCGGCAUCAAGCAUAUCGAGGCGGCAAUGAAGAAGCUGGAGAAGCGUCACAUCGAACAUAUCAAGGUAUACGGUGAAGGCAACGAGCUCCGCAUGACUGGUGCGCACGAAACUUCAAGCAUUGAUAAGUUCACCUGGGGUGUUGCCAACCGUGGCUCAUCUGUGCGAAUUCCCCGAGCCUGCGCAAGAGAAGGAAAGGGCUAUUUCGAGGACCGCCGACCUGCUUCCAACGCCGACCCAUACCAAAUCACUGGCAUCAUUGUCGAGACGAUGUACGGAUCGUUGCCCGAGGAAAAGUAG